Molecule: messenger RNA, 1584 nt
Organism: Ylistrum balloti
Lineage: Eukaryota; Metazoa; Mollusca; Bivalvia; Pectinida; Pectinidae
Product: high affinity cGMP-specific 3',5'-cyclic phosphodiesterase 9A-like
Exons: 18
Coding region: 1-1584 (527 amino acids)
Biological process (GO): cGMP catabolic process
Molecular function (GO): 3',5'-cyclic-GMP phosphodiesterase activity
Source: RefSeq, a predicted model, not a curated record
AUGGGAAACGGAUCAUCCAUUGAUACGUCAAAAACUAUCUACUUGUCGAUUGCCGGAAAAAGCGAAAAGAUUAUUUUAAGUCGGUUCUGUGGCUCCAGAGACAUCCAUGAACUGAUAGCACAAGCAGCAGGAGUCAGUAGGUACUCCGGAAUAACCUUGCGAGAUAGCAAUGGGGCCCUGGUACCAAUAUCCCCGUCUAUGGCUAAAAACGCUCCAUCAUCGCCUUACGAAGUGAAUAUCACCUCACCUACAUUAGCGAAUAGCGAUGGCGAAGCUGUUAAGCAGGUGUUAACACAAGUGACCGAACAGUUCAGCAACUAUCAAAAUGAGGAUAUGACCAGAGUAUUUAAAGUGGAAGAGAUGCGAUCUGAGCUGACGAAUCGUAUCACCCUGCUGGAACGGCGUCUUGAACUCGAGGGACUGAAAGCUGUCGAAAUUGAAAAAUGUAAGCGGGAUAUAUCUGAUAUCAAAAAUCAAAUGUGGACUUCACAAAAGAAAGUCAUCGACUUCAACAAUAUGAGACCUACCUAUUUAACUGACUCUUAUAGUGCGUUGAGCGACGAAAGGAAAAUCAGCUUGAAGCGAGACGUACCGUCCUACCCUAAGUACACACUUUCUCAAGAAACUGUGAAUUAUCUGAAGCAGCCGACUUUCGAUAUAUGGCAUUGGGAACCCAAUGAGAUGUUAAGUCUCCUGGAACAUAUGUACCAUGAGCUCGGGUUGGUGACGGAAUUCAACAUCAAUCCUAUCACGCUGAAACGCUGGCUGCUUUGUGUACAGGAAAACUAUCGGAACAACCCUUUUCACAACUUCCGGCACUGCUUCUGUGUAACGCAGAUGAUGUACGGAAUGAUCCACCUAUGUAAACUGUGGGAAAAGAUGUCACGUGAGGAUCUCGGCGUGCUGCUGACGUCAUGCAUAUGUCACGAUCUUGAUCAUCCGGGUUAUAAUAAUACCUACCAAAUCAACGCACGAACAGAGUUGGCCAUUCGUUACAAUGAUAUAUCUCCCUUGGAAAACCACCAUUGUGCGGUAGCAUUCAAAAUACUCUCGAAUCCAGAGUGCAAUAUAUUUGCUAAUACAGAUAAAGACGUUUACAAACGGAUACGAGCUGCUAUGACUAUGUUGAUUCUUGCCAGUGACAUGGCACGUCACGGAGAAAUUAUGGAAUGUUUCAAGGCUAAGAUAGAGCUAGGCUUUGACUUCCACGAUAAAGAGCAGAUGGAAACGCUGAAGAUGGUGUUGAUAAAAUGUUGCGAUAUCUCAAACGAGGUACGCCCAAUGGAGGUAUCAGACCCUUGGGUGGACUGCCUGCUGGAGGAGUAUUUCAACCAGUCUGACAGGGAGAAAAUGGAGGGACUUCCGGUAGCUCCUUUCAUGGACAGAGAAAAGGUGACGAAACCUACGGCACAGAUCGGGUUUAUCAAAUUCGUACUUAUACCCAUGUUUGAGACGGUAGCUCAGCUUUUUCCCAUCAUAGACAGAACGAUGGUUGAGCCUCUUAGAAUCGCGCGAGAUCGGUACGAGAAUAUGAAGGAAAAGACUUCGGCACCUGCUACAACUGCAAAAAAAGAAGACUCGUAG